AUGAUGCUGGCCCGACUGCAGCAGCUCUAUGCUACUGCCCUGACUGCAUGCAUGCACGUUUCCAACCUGGACCAGCCGGGUGAUUUCCCGCAGUCCCGGAACUUGACGACGCGUGCAAUUCUGAAAUACGACUACGACUACGACUACGACUACGACUACGACCGUUACGACUACGACUACGACUACGACUACGACUACGACUACGACUACGACUACGACUACGACUACGACUACGACGACGACUACGACGACUACUACUUCUACUUCUACUUCUACUUCUACUUCUACUUCUACUUCUACUUCUACUUCUACUUCUACUUCUACUUCUACUUCUACUUCUACUUCUACUACACGGAGGCGAAGGAGGAUGCGAUGGACUCGGACCAGGGCUCGAAGAGCAUAGACAGCUUUGACAGCUCGGACCAGGCCAGUCCGCAUCAGGAGUUCACCGAGACCGUGGCAGACGCUUCGGCGUCGUCGUACGGGCGAGCCGGAAAGCCUGACAGGCCAACGACCCUACUCAGCUCUACCUACAGAGCCAAAGGACGUGGGUUGCGAUGGACUGCCAAGGUGACUGACGCGUCUGCAGGAACUUUCAGCGAAGCACGUUCCCAGCCUGUCAAGAGCCAGCACGUUGCCCAGAACUACGAUCGCUACUACGACCACAACCUAGGUUACAACAGCGAUACGUACUGUUAUGGCAAGGGCGGCCGCCAGAAGAGCUGGAAGGAUUAUGAGCCCGCGCACUCCUACGCGGGCGCUUAUGCAGAUGCCGUGUCCGGAAGCUACGCCAUCAAGGGGAAGGGCGCGCGCCAGCCACAACAAGAUCGGACAGACCGAAGCCUGUGCAAGAAGCAGUGCCAGUUCAUCAUUGGCAUCGAGGAGGAUCCCAUCUUCCGGGUCGGGCGGCGCUUGUUGGGUCCCAGCGGGUCUCACAUGAAGGCGAUCGCGGCCAAGACAGGCUGUCGCCUGCGACUCCGCGGCAAGGGCUCAUGGUUCCUGGAGGGACCGAACCAAGAGGAGUCUUCUGACCCCCUCAUGCUCUGCGUCAGCUCACCCACCGAGCACGACCAUGCGAAUGCUGUCCAGCUCAUUGAGGAGUUGCCGAAGCGCUUCCGUCAGCGUGCCUAUGCUGUGAUCGAUGCACAGCCCUGGGGCGAUUCAUGGCACGAUGCAAACCUCACAGAGGCCUUUUGCCUAUCCUAUCUUCGAAACAGCAGGCGCUGA
This is a messenger RNA of Symbiodinium natans, 1227 nucleotides long. The record is from the annotation of a GenBank genome assembly. NCBI's taxonomy places the organism in Eukaryota, Dinophyceae, Suessiales, Symbiodiniaceae.